Marmota flaviventris (yellow-bellied marmot) is the source of this 1395-nucleotide messenger RNA. RefSeq names its product stabilizer of axonemal microtubules 1 (gene Saxo1). Gene Ontology annotation, molecular function: microtubule binding. Lineage: Eukaryota; Metazoa; Chordata; Mammalia; Rodentia; Sciuridae. Gene Ontology annotation, cellular component: cytoskeleton; sperm flagellum; ciliary basal body. The record is from RefSeq and is a predicted model, not a curated record.
AUGGCAAGGCGGCAUCACUGUCCACACCUCCCUACCAAGAUUUAUGAUCAAACACAGAAACCAUGUCUUCUCUCUGAAUAUACGGAGAACUACCCUGUCUACCACUCUUACCUGCCCAGAGAGUCCUUCAAGCCCCGGAAGGAAUACCAGAAGGGGUCCAUACCGAUGGAAGGCCUGAGCACAUCAAGGAGAGAUUAUGGGCCUCACAAAAUGGCACCAGUGAAAAUCUACAAGCCUGAACCAUUCAUCCCAAGUGGAGAGAAUAUGGAUUUACUCACAACUUAUAAACAAGAUUAUAAUCCCUACCCUCUCUGUCGAGUGGACCCCAUCAAACCUCGGGACAGCAAAUAUCCAUGUGGUGACAAGAUGGAAUGCCUGCCUACUUAUAAAGCUGAUUAUUUACCUUGGAACCAACCAAGACGGGAGCUACUUCGUCCAGAACACAAACGCUGGCUGGAAUCCACCAAAUUUGACAGCAGAACCACACACCAGGAUGACUACUCCAUGAAGGGCCUCGUGACCACCAGGAGCUGUAAACCCCCAGCCAUGCCCAACCUUUGUAACAUCCCCUUGGAGGACCUGACCAACUACAAGAUGAGCUAUGUGGCACACCCUGUGGAGAAGUGCUUUGUGCACGAGGCAGAGAAGUUUAGACCCUGUGAAAUCCCCUUCGAGAGCCUCACCACACACAAAGAGUCCUACCGAGGCCUACUAGGGGAGCCUGCCAAGAGCUCGAAGCCUCCAGCCAGGCUACCGGGGACAGACACACCAUUCUUGAACACCACCGAGUUUCGAGAUAAGUACCAAGCUUGGCCAACGCCCCAGUUAUUCUCCAAAGCUCCAGUUGCUUUUGUCCCUCCUGAAGAGAAGAUGGAUCUUCUGACAACAGUACAAGCCCAUUACACAGACCCUAAGGGUGCCCCUGCUCAGUCCUGCCGACCAGUGCUCCCGAUUAAGAAGAGCUUCCGUUUCGAAGGCUCUACUACCACCAAGGACGACUAUAAGCAGUGGGACAGCAAACGCACAGAAAUGGCCAAGCCCAUCCCCCACCUGGGCUUUCCCACAGAGCCCUUGGACUGUCUGACCACCUUUCGGGCCCACUAUGUGCCCCAUCCACCUAUCAGUACCAAAAGCUGUAAGCCCCCUUGGUCUGGCCCUCGAGCAAAUAUUCCUUUGGAGGGCCAGACCACCUAUUCCAUCAGCUUCACUCCCAAGGAAAUGUGCAAGUGCCCAGCUGCAUACCCUGAGCCCCCUGGUUACAUCUUUGAGGAGGUGGAUGCUCUGGGGCACAGGUUGUAUAGGCCAGUUUCUAGGCCAGGCUCUCGGAGGAGCAGCUAUCUUUCUGGAGGUGAUGCAGAAAACCCUAACCAGAUGGAUUUGGCAGUGUCAGCCUGA